AUGAACUCCAAGGACACCCAACGGCUCCUCAAGGAGCAUCAGAUACCCUCAUUGGACGUGGAUUGGCUGAUAAGAUCCACGACGAAGAAGAACAGCAACGACAUAACGAAGGAGUCUCCCCGGACGGAGGCGAUAACGAAGGAAAAGGUGGUUGCACCGAAGCAGGGCACGACCAAUGAGAGGGACCCAGAUAGGUUUAAGAAGAGGAAUUCGAUUGCAACUGCAACCGUGUUGCCCGAUCCCAAUACUGCUGGAACAGAACACCAUCAUCAUCAUCACCAUCAUCAUGAGGAAGAAACCGCGCAGGUUUCUCCCUCAUCAUCUUUACCCAGUGCCGAUAACUUGCCCCUAAGGAGAAGUAAAUCUAUAUCUGUUGGUGACUCCGCUUCUCAUAGAAGAAGAGGCAGUUUGGCAAGCUCCGAUGAAUCGAGCCUCAAUAAGGGUGAGAAGAAGAAAUUAGGCUUUUUCAGAAGCUUGUUCUCCAGGAAAUCACCAUCUCCUGAACGUGUACAUACAUCACCACCAAGAAGGAGAAGAAGCACGGUGACUGCCAAUAAGAACGAUUUUUCUCCUCCUGUUGGCACUCAACCUACUUUAAGCCAACAAAAUAAUAAUAACAUUCCAAAAGAAAAACUCUUUAAGGACAAUUACGCUGUCGAUCAUGAUAGAGAGGGUGUCCCGCUAACGAGAUCAAGAACUCAAGGGGCAACACCUUCAAGAGGAACGCAUUAUGAAGCUGAACCAUACGAUUUUAAUGAUAAUGAUAACAUGAGAGGUGAUGAUGAUGAUGAUGAAGAUUACCAAGAUGAAAGUAAUUAUAGACUAAUAGAAUUCUUGAAGUACUAUAAACAGCACGGCUAUUCAAUGAAUUCAUUUAAAGAGAAGAAGCAAAAUGAAAUAUAUCAGAAGAGAGGUCAUUUUAGUGCAUCAUUUAGUCUUGAUGGAAAUCAAGAGGUGGCCCCAGAUGAAAAUGAAGGUGAAGCACAACAUUCUUAUUCAAAUGAAAAUGUUUCCUCCUCACCAAAAAAGUUUGAUGUAAAGGGGAGGCCACUACCCUCUCAUCCAAUGAGACCGAGACAACCAUCUGCAUUCAAGUCAACAGAGGGGACAAAUCUCGUAAAUGGUAGCGAUAUUUAUGCAUCAAAGGAAGACUUGAAAACCUCAACAUCGCCCAACGAUAAGACAUCGAAUAAAUUUGGUGCUUUCCUAAAGAGAGUCACGUCCAAGGGUGCAUCAAAUGCAAGUGCAGUUAAUGCCGUAAAUGACACUUCAAUGGGAUCCCUAGAUAUAAUAGACUCAAAAAGUUCAUUAUUUGAUCCGGCGAAGGCUUCUGUUGUACCAGGUUUAGAAGACGUAAAACCAUUAAAACAUGUUUCAUUCUCGACAAAUACUUAUUUCAAUGACCCACCACAACAGAUUUGUAGUAAGAAUCCAAGAAAGGGGGAAGUUGAAGUAAAAUCAAAUGGUUCUGUGAUAAUACAUAGAUUAACACCACAAGAACGGAAAAAAAUCUUAGAAUCCACAAGUUGCGGAAUAGUCGUAGGUGGCUCAGGUCAAUUGAAACUAUUAUCCACGCUACAAGAACAAUCAGCAGCAACACCUGGAUCUGAAAAUAUUAAUCAGAAACUAUUGGAUGAAGGUAAGAAACCAAAUGAAACUUUGAUUGUUGACAAAGAAGCUGCCGAAAUGGAUGAUGAACAAGCAGAAGAAGAUGGAAAUGUUAAUGAUAGUAAGAAGAGAAGUUUGGUACUUGCUGCUGCUGAAGCGGCUGCUGAGGCAAGAGCUCAAGAUGCUCCAAACGAAUUAAAAAGAACAAUGACGAAUAAUGAAGAGGAAGUGACUGUCAAUAAAUUGGCUUCACAUUUAACCAUCGAUAAACCUAUGAUUAGUAGAAGAUCGGGUACUUCCCUCUCCUUAGAAUCGAUGACAUCGCAAGAUUCAGUUGAAAGUGAUGCUACUGUAUUUCCAUCUCCAAAUUUGAAGAUACCAUACGACGUUGUAUACACUAGGUGUUGUCAUUUAAGGGAGAUUCUUCCAAUACCUGCAACUUUGAAACAGCUAAAGCCAGGAUCAACCGAUCCAAUACCGUUGUUACAACUACGUAAUCCUCGUCCAUCCAUGGUUGAAAUUUGGUCCUUCAGUGAUUUUCUAAGCAUUGCACCAGUAAGUUGUCUCUCUCUUGAUGGUGUUUCAUUAACAGUGGAUAUGUUGAAGGUAUUAUUAGCAUCCUUAAGUGCCAAGAGGAACUUAGAGAAAAUAUCCUUGAGAAAUACACCUUUGGAUGAUGAAGGGUGGAAAUUGUUAUGUUACUUCAUUUCCAAGUCUCGUUCGCUGGUAUCAAUUGAUCUAACAAUGGUGCCACAUAUUAAGACAAACGUUCAAAAACCAUCAAAAUCUUCGUUAAAGAGUAAUAUUAUUAGAAUGGAAUGCGAUUUAGAUAAUAGAACUAAAAGAAACUGGAAUUUACUGGCAGGAUCUAUUGCGAUGAAAGGUGGCCUAGAAGAAUUGGUUGUUUCUGGUGUGAAAAUGUCACUUAAUCAUUUUAAGAACUUUAUUGAAGUAGCAUGCAUAUCAACGGAACGGUUGGGACUGGCAUAUAAUAAUCUAUCCAAGGAACAAUGUGACAUUCUAGCCAAAUGGCUUGUUAAAUCCAAAGUGACAGGUCUUGAUCUGGGGUUCAAUGAUCUUAGAGGCAAGUUAACAACAUUCUCUGAUGCCGUUUGGCAAAAAAUUCAGAGCAAUGAAGUGAAAAACGUAUUCAAAUAUUUAUCCUUGAAUGAUACGUCUCUUGAAGUCGAGGAAGGUGCUACCAGUGAGACAAAUGAGGUAUUAAGAUUACUGAGUAUUCUUUGUUACUCGGAAGACUUAAAAUUUUUAGAUCUCUCUAAUAAUCCAAAAUGUUUCCCACAUUGUCUGGAUACGUUGGUUAAAUGCCUACCAGUCUUUGUCAAUUUGGUAAGAAUUCAUUUAGAUAAUGAACAAUUAACAUCGACAAAUAUUAUAAUGUUGGCAGAAGCUCUUCCACUAUGUUCGAGAUUGAUUCACUUCUCGAUGCUAGGUACUCCCCUUGACUUAGCCUCAUGUAAAGCAUUAGCUGAAGCAUUUAGAAGAAGUACAUCCUUACUGACUCUGGAUGUGAAUUAUGUUUAUAUGCCGGACAAUAUCAAGGAGAAGAUCACAAUGUAUUCAAUGAGAAACAUGCAAAACGAACUUAGAAAGGUCAAUUCAGAAAAUGAAGCGGAUGGUAAAGCCACUGAUGGAUUCCACUUAUCUAAUUUACAACAAGAACUCUCUGAGUUAUUAACUGAAAAUUACGAAGCGGAUUCUACCAAGAAUGCCGAUAUAUUUAUUACCAGGAUUGAACAAAUUAGGUCCAAGAUAUCCAGAGUUGUUGAGGAUUUAUUCAAUUUGAAGGUCCAAGGGCAAUUAAAUCUAGAAGGCAAAGAAACUUUAAUUAGAUUAUGUUUUCUGGAUAGGACCCUAGAAAAAGGUGGUAGGCUAUUGAAAAAUAAACACCAUCACCAUCACAAUCAUCUUUCCGGGCAGAAGCUAGUCACCGCUGAUAAUGCAAGUGACAGCCCAGAAACUCCAGAUGCAUCAAACAGUACGUUCUUCGACCGCCUCAAAAAUAGCGGUGCUAGCCUAACGACGCAAGUACCACCAGGAUUGGCAUCAACUAGAGUGACGAAAAGUGGACACAGUGCAUUACUUCCAUUUGGUAGUGUAGAAAUUGAGAAAUCGGAUAAUAAUGCCGAAGAAGCAGUGGCUUUUAGUGAUUCCAAGGCUAAGACAGAGUUGAUUUCUCCAGAAAUUCUUAAGCAGGACGCUAAUAAUGAUCAACUAAAGGACGUUGCACCUUCUAGAAUAGACAGAGAUGCCUUAGUACGUGCAGCAGCUUCUCUUGAUAGUGACCAAGUCAAGGAUUUCAUGUUAACGAAUGAUGUUUCGCAAGUUAUAUCUGCAAUUGAUGAACUUCAUAGUAAGGGAUACCAUCUUCACCAUAUAUUUAAGAAGCAUGAAGGCGGUAGCGACGAAGGCUCUUCAAAAAGUUCUGACACUGACACAAAUGCUUCAAAAGGAUCCAGUGAUGUUUUGAGCGGCCAAAAUACCGAUGAUAGUUCAACAAAAAAAAGUUCUUACCCAAAAGAUGGAGAAUCAUUUGAUAAGUUUUUGAAGUCGAAGGAAUUUGAAGCCAUGGAUGCUGCAUAUGAUCAAGUCCUUGACAGCCUCCAGAAAGUUAGAGGUGGACCAACUGGAAAGCUAGAAGAAUAG
Molecule: messenger RNA, 4272 nt
Organism: Naumovozyma castellii
Lineage: Eukaryota; Fungi; Ascomycota; Saccharomycetes; Saccharomycetales; Saccharomycetaceae
Gene: MHP1
Product: Mhp1p
Exons: 1
Coding region: 1-4272 (1423 amino acids)
Source: RefSeq, a predicted model, not a curated record